AUGCUCAACCUUUACCCGAGGCUCGCGGCAAGCUCCCGCGCUGACGACACCGACGACAACGUCGGCUGGCAUCCCGCAUUCUACGGAAUCGCCGUCGUCUGCGUCGCCAUCUUCCUCUUCUGCGUGCUGGUUGCCACCGUCAGCGUCUGGAAGGCUUUCGCGUUCGCCGCCGCAGUUGGGUUGCUCCUCGUCGUCCUGGGCGUUUUCGCGCCCAGCUCAACGCGGGCUCGUCGGUUGACGGGGCGGCCGGCAAGUCCGGUCCUUGCUCUCACGGUCACGGCUAGAGGUCGGCCGCGAGCGGCCGGCCUUUGCGCGGGCUCCCCCGCCGACGUGCCGCCGGCCUUCGCGUACGUGUGCCCGCUGGAGGUAGGGGAGCAGGUGGUGGCGAGCUGCGUGAUGUGCCCGGUGUGCCUGGAGGACGUGCGCGGCGGCGAGAUGGUGCGGCAGCUGCCGUUGUGCAGGCACGUCUUCCACGUGAAGUGCAUCGACAUGUGGCUGCACUCGCACCGGACGUGCCCAACCUGCCGGUGCAUGAUCUCGCCGUCGCCGGCGGGGACAUCGAAACCCUCGGAGCCGGAAGAGGGGCCUGAGUCGUCGGUUGAGGCAUUGCCACCGGUGUAG
Molecule: messenger RNA, 621 nt
Organism: Lolium perenne
Lineage: Eukaryota; Viridiplantae; Streptophyta; Magnoliopsida; Poales; Poaceae
Source: RefSeq, a predicted model, not a curated record